Malassezia vespertilionis is the source of this 849-nucleotide messenger RNA. RefSeq lists its product as uncharacterized. The record is from RefSeq and is a predicted model, not a curated record. The transcript is spliced from 6 exons. NCBI's taxonomy places the organism in Eukaryota, Fungi, Basidiomycota, Malasseziomycetes, Malasseziales, Malasseziaceae. Bases 1 to 849 code for a protein of 282 amino acids.
AUGUCUUCCCAUCCCAAGUCGCUGGACGCGCUUGAACCACUGUUUGAAGCGACUUCCGUCGAAGAGAUCAACACGCCAACCACGCCGUAUGUACGGACUGCAGCGUGCCUGAUUAUCGGCGACGAAGUAUUGAAUGGCAAGACGCUUGACACCAACAGCAACAAGAUGGCAAAGCUGUGCUUUGAACUCGGCAUCGAGAUGAAGCGCACCGAAGUGAUCCCCGACGACCCAGACACAAUUAUUGAAUCAGUGCGACGUGCGGCGAACGAAUACGAUUGGGUCGUGACGAGCGGCGGUAUCGGGCCCACGCCGGACGAUAUCACAUACGAUGCGAUUGCCAAAGCGUUUCACAGCACGCCGCUUGUGUACAAUCAAGAGACGCUACGUCGCAUGGAGGUGAGCAGUGAGAUUCGGUACGGCAAGAAAGACGUGCCGGAGAACGUGCGCUUAGCACGAAGCCGCAUGGCUCUCUUUCCCAAAGAAGCCGAGGUCAUCUUUCCCGUACCCGCCUACUGGGUCCCGAUUGUGCGUGUGCACAAAAAGGUAUGCAUCCUCCCCGGCAUUCCACGCCUCUUUGAAGGGUUGCUGCAUGGCUACCGCCCGUAUAUUGCACUCGACCCUGCCGUGCCGCGGCCCAUUCGGUGCCUGAUCGAGACCAAGAUCCCCGAGAGUGGGCUCAGCCCACUCUUGACGCGCCUUACAGAAGACGGCAAGAGGGACGGCAUCCGUGUCGGGUCGUAUCCCAAGUGGGACGCGGGUGUGCACGUCUCACUCAUUGGCACAGACCAGAGCAUGCUCGAUCGGUACGCCAAAAUUGUGCAGGACGAGACGGGGGGGGAGCUAGUAUAG